AUGGUAAAUGAAUACAAGAAAAUUGUUUUGGUGAAAGGAUUACAGAACAUGAAUGAUUAUCAGUUUAGCAUGAUUAAGUCUUUACUGGCCCAGGAUUUAAAACUGACUAGAAAAAAGCAAGAUAAAUACAACAAAAUUCAGACUGCUGAUGUGAUGGAAAAAAAAUUCCCAGGUGCUACCUUUGUCAACAAACUAAUAGAUGUAUUAGAAGACAUAGAAACAUUUAAAGACCUUGUAAAAGAACUUAGAAAGGAGAAGCUAAAAGAAAAGAAAAAAAAACAAACUGAAGAAGAGACUGGAACAAAAAGGAAUAAGGCAUCUCCAGAGCAGAUUCAGUCUCUGUACCCUUCAGUAACCAACACACCCACAACCGUGGGCCUUCCUCCACCUCCUGAGGCCUGAUCAUCAACUCCAUCCUCCACUCACCCACCUGAGAACCAGAAAACGCAGAUCCAAAGUAAAGUAACUGCCAGGAGAAGUGUUCUACAAAAGGGCCCAAUGACAAUGAUGGUACUGAAAGCAGCAGAGGCAUUUGAAUAUGAGUCACCAGAAGGGGGGAAAAAUACAAUGUUUCAUGCUACAGUGGUUACUGCAAGUCAGUUUUUCCAAGUGAAGGUUUUUAACACCAACCUUAAAGAGAAAUUCACAAAGCAGAAGGUCAUUACCAUAUCAGAUUACUUUGAAUGCAGAGGAAUCCUGGAGAUAAACAAAGCAUCAUCUGUGUCUGAAGUUGGUCUUGAUCAAAAGUCUGAAGUUCCAAACAGCAUUGUAAAAAGAGCAAAAGAAACUCCCAAGAUGGAUAGUCUUCUCAAGCAAGCGUCGGGAACAUUUAUGUAUGAGUUGUUUAUGUUAUAUCAGAAAAAAGUAAAUAAGAAGAACAUAAUCUAUGAAAUACAGGAUAAUACAGGAAAGAUGGAUGUUGUGGGGAAUGGAAAACGGCACAUUAUCAAGUGUGAGGAAGGAGACAAACUUUGACUUUUCUGCUUUCAACUGAGAAUAAUUGACCAGAAGCUGAAACUCACAUGUGGAAAUCACAGCUUCAUCCAGGUCUUCAAGACUAAGAAGAUAGGAAGGACCAACCAGUUUUCAUUUAAUUCUGAAAGUUGA
Molecule: messenger RNA, 1107 nt
Organism: Balaenoptera acutorostrata (minke whale)
Lineage: Eukaryota; Metazoa; Chordata; Mammalia; Artiodactyla; Balaenopteridae
Gene: MNDA
Product: myeloid cell nuclear differentiation antigen
Biological process (GO): positive regulation of interleukin-1 beta production; cellular response to interferon-beta; activation of innate immune response
Cellular component (GO): nucleolus
Molecular function (GO): double-stranded DNA binding
Source: RefSeq, a predicted model, not a curated record